Messenger RNA from Cucurbitaria berberidis CBS 394.84, 3324 nucleotides. RefSeq names its product glycoside hydrolase family 38 protein. Lineage: Eukaryota; Fungi; Ascomycota; Dothideomycetes; Pleosporales; Cucurbitariaceae. Gene Ontology annotation, cellular component: fungal-type vacuole membrane. Gene Ontology annotation, molecular function: carbohydrate binding; alpha-mannosidase activity. The transcript has 4 exons. The coding region runs from base 1 to 3324 and encodes 1107 amino acids. The record is from RefSeq and is a predicted model, not a curated record. Gene Ontology annotation, biological process: oligosaccharide catabolic process; mannose metabolic process.
AUGGGCGGAGAAGCAAAUCGCAUCAUGUCCGGCUCCCAGGACUACCCGCAGCUGGCGGCUAGACCCGUCGGCAAGCAGAUCCACCGCAUCUACCAGGACCGCUUGAAGCAGUUCGUCGACGGUGGACAGUACAGAGAACAGGGUCUUAUUGGCAAGCUCAACGAAGCCCGCGCAUCCGGUUCCGACUACAUCAAGCUCUCCGUCUACUCACCACCGAACCUCUCUCGCCCGCUCUUCAAAGAUGCGACCUCCCACGCUUUCCACCCGACCAAAGUCGGCGAAUCCUUCGGUCCCAGCUGGUCAACGCACUGGUUCAAGGUCCAGCUCACCGUCCCCAAGGAUCUACUUGACAAGGAGCAUCUCGAAUUCGUAUGGGACGCAAAUAACGAGGGUCUGAUCUGGACAGAAGAUGGGCAUACUGUGCAUGGCUUGACCGGGGGUGGUGAGAGGACACAAUGGAUACUGCCCAAGGCCUUCAGAGAUGGGAAGGAGCACACUUUCUACAUUGAGAUGGCAUGCAAUGGCAUGUUCGGCAACGCGCCAGGCGGAGACUCGAUUCAGCCACCAGACCCGGAUAAGUACUACCAACUGCACACUGCCGAGAUUGUAGCUGUCAAUCUGGAAGCAAGGGGGUUGUACUUUGAUUUCUGGGAGAUAUCAGACGCCGCCCGCGAGUUUCCCGAAGACUCAACCGAAGCCCACGACGCCCAACAGGUCGCCAAUCGCAUCAUCGACACUUUCAUUGCUGGCAAUGGAAACAAGGAGAGCAUCGUUGCAGCGCGCAAGAUUGCCCGUGACUAUGUCGGAGAAGUAGACUCGCACAAAGUCUAUGAUAGCGACAAGGAAGCCAUUGUGACUGGUAUUGGCUACUGUCACAUCGACACCUGUUGGCUAUGGCCUUUUGCAGAGACGAAGCGCAAGGUCAAUCGGUCAUGGUCAAGCCAGUGCGAUCUUAUCGAGCGAUACCCAGAGCUUCGUUUCUGUUGCUCUCAAGCACAACAGUACAAGUGGCUGGAGCAAUACUAUCCGUCUACCUUUGACCGCGUUAAGAAGAAGGUCAAGGAAGGCAGCUUCCAGCCCAUCGGCGGCAGUUGGGUCGAGCAUGACACGAAUCUCCCUGGCGGAGAGUCUUUGAUCAGACAAUUUCUGUAUGGGCAACGCUACUUCGAGAGCAAGUUCGGCCAGCGAUGUCGCACCUUCUGGCUCCCAGACACAUUCGGUUACUCUACCCAGCUACCGCAGGUCUGCCGUAUAUCAGGUAUGACAAGAUUCUUGACCCAGAAAUUGAGCUGGAACAACAUCAACAAUUUCCCUCAUACCACAUUCAACUGGGUUGCGCUCGACAACAGCCAAGUCAUAUGCCAUAUGCCGCCGUCGGAAACAUAUACCGCCGAAGCAAACUUUGGUGAUGUCCGUAGGAGUGUCACACAGCACAAGUCUCUUGAUCAAGACAAGUCAUCACUUCUAGUCUUUGGAAAGGGUGAUGGAGGAGGCGGUCCAACCUGGCAGCACCUCGAAAAACUGAGACGGUGUCGCGGCAUUAGUGACAAGACGGGGCUGCUACCUCGUAUCAAGCUCGGUGAUUCAGCUGAUGACUUCUUUGACCGACUGGAAAAGAAGAUCGAGAAUGGUACCGAGUUGGUGACUUGGUACGGUGAGCUUUACUUUGAGCUGCACCGCGGCACAUACACAACGCAAUCGAACAACAAACGCAAUAACCGCAUGUCUGAGAUCAUGCUCCGGGACAUCGAGUACCUUGCGACACUAGCCACGAUCAAAAAUGGGUUUGGGAAGAAGAGCUCGUACAAAUAUCCCAAGAAGGAUAUUGACGACAUGUGGGAAAAUGUGCUGUUGUGUCAAUUCCAUGACUGCUUGCCCGGAAGCUCCAUCGAGAUGUGCUAUGAUGAUUCGGAUCAGAUCUACGCUGAAGUCUUCGCUACGGGAGAGAGACUAUUGUCUGAAGCGUUGUCUGAACUAGGUCUCGAUGAUGGAUUCAACUUGACUGCCGACAGCAAGCUUGUUGCGCUGAAUACUCUGCCAUGGCAGCGUAGUGAGAUUGUCAAGCUGCCUAGUACUGCAAGCCAGACAACCUAUGGUCUCGCCCACGGCAAGGGGUUGGGAGCCAUGGAAGUGCGCACUCUCGCCUCACCAUACUCCGCAAGCAUAGCAUCGGUUAAGGAAAUCCGGCCCAACGUCUUUGAGCUGCGCAACACCCAAUUCAUUGUUGAAGUCUCCAACGGCGCCAUCACCUCCCUCUACGAUAUCUCCGCCGACCGUGAACUCAUCAUCAAAGGCCAAAAGGCCGCCCAACUAGUCAUCUACGACGACAAACCCCUCUAUUGGCAAGCCUGGGACGUCGAGGUGUUCCACCUCAACUCCCGCCAGGAACUUGCUCCAUCCAAAGUGACCAUCUCAGAAGACAGCAUCCACCGCGUGUCUCUCUCGAUCGAAACCAAGAUCUCGGAUAAAUCUUGGAUCAAGACCACCAUAUCGCUACCCGCAGCUAUUGGCAGUGCACCAACAGCGAUAGAGAUUGAUGCCGAAAUUGAAUGGCACGAAACUAUGAAGUUCCUCAAGGUCGAGUUCCCCGUCGACAUUGUGAACACAGAAGCGAGCUACGAAACGCAAUUCGGCAUCGUGCGCCGGCCCACACACUACAACACAACAUGGGACAUGGCCAAAUUCGAAGUCUGCGUGCAUAAAUGGGCGGAUCUUUCCGAAGCAACGUACGGCGUGUCCAUCCUAAACGACAGCAAGUACGGCUUCGCAGUCGCAGGAAACGUGAUGCGUCUCUCGCUUCUCCGCGCGCCCAAGGCCCCAGACGCACACGCAGAUAUGGGCAGCCACAAGACGCGCUACGCCAUCUUCCCUCACAAGGGCCCGCUGAACGAAGCUACCGUCCGCAAGGCUUUCGAAUUCAAUAACCCGCUUAGGAUUGUGGGCCAUAAGAAGUCUUCCUCCUCCUCAGUAGUGUCUUCAUCAGCCCCCUCGCUACUCAACUCUUUCGACAUCCACGGCGCACCAAAUCUUAUCCUCGACACUAUCAAGCGUGGCGAAGACGACGAAGACGUAUCGCGUGGCGAUCUUCCAGUUAAGAAGGGACAUAGUGUUAUCCUAAGGAUCUACGAUGCGCUAGGCGGGAAGAGUAAAGGUGUGCUUACGUGGGGUGAUAUCCCAGUGAAGAAGGUAGUAAAGGUCAAUGCGCUCGAGGACGAGCUCGAAGAUGCCAGUAACCAGUUUGUGACGAUGGAGAGUGGACUGAAGGGCGUGAAGAUUGAGGUGAGAGCGUUUGAGAUUGCGACGUUCAAGCUUGUGUUGGCGUGA